Molecule: messenger RNA, 948 nt
Organism: Exophiala spinifera
Lineage: Eukaryota; Fungi; Ascomycota; Eurotiomycetes; Chaetothyriales; Herpotrichiellaceae
Exons: 2
Coding region: 1-948 (315 amino acids)
Molecular function (GO): oxidoreductase activity, acting on the CH-OH group of donors, NAD or NADP as acceptor; NAD binding; NADP binding
Source: RefSeq, a predicted model, not a curated record
AUGUCUGUAAAGACAGUAGGAUAUAUUGGCCUCGGCAAGGCGGGUGCCUCAAUGGCAUCAAACCUUCCUCGAUCCGGCUUUAACCUGGUUGUGAGGGAUGCCGAUCCAGCACGAGAAAAAGAGUUCGCUUCGAAAUAUCAGAAUGUUACUAUUGCCGAAGCUGGCCCAAAUGCGUUCAAGGACUGCGACGUCUUGAUCACCAUGUUGCCGCAAGGAAAGGUCGUGAGGGAAGUAGUCCUGGGCGAAAAUGGAAUCGCCAAGGGUUUGAAGAAGGGAUGUAUUAUCGUUGACACAUCGUCGUCUUCACCAUACGAUACCCAAAGUCUCGGCAAAGACCUAGCAGAUCUGGACUUCGUCCUCGUCGACGCUCCAGUAACUCAGCGACGUCUGCAUGAUACUGACAUUGGUGAGGCCACGCUCAUGGUGGGAUCCGACACUCAGGAGGCAUUCGACAGAGUUCUGCCCGUUCUCCAGGCCAUGGCAAGAUGGGUCUUCCAUAUGGGCAAACUGGGGGCUGGCCAUGCCAUGAAAACACUAAACAAUUAUACCAGUGCUGGAGCAAUUGUCGCGCUCUCAGAUGCACUGGUGGCAGGACAGAAAUUCGGCCUCGAUCCAGUCCAAAUGAUUGAUGUUCUCAACGUCGGUACAGGGCGAAACUUUUCCACGUCAGACAGCUAUGCAACCGAUGCACUCCCCAAGAGAUAUGCAACCGGCUACCAACUUGCCUUGCUGGUGAAGGAUAUUGGUAUCUCCAAGGAACUAUUUGAGAUGGUCAACUUUGAAACCGAUAUGCCUGACUUAAUCCUCAAGUAUUUCAAGGAGGCGCAAGAGGGAGUUGAGCCGACAGCUGACCACACUGAACUCUUAAAGAGCUGGGAAAAACGAGCGGGGUUGACGCUCAAAGUCGGCACUCCAGAUGGCUCGACAGUAACCGCCUUGAAGGAAUAA